UCCGCUAAAGAUGUGAAAAUGGCGGAGCUGCAAAUGCUACUGGAAGAGGAGAUUCCAGCAGGACGGAGCGCGCUACUGGACAGCUUCACCAACUUGGAACGAGUCGCGGAGUACUGCGAGAGCAACUAUGUCCAGUCUCCAGACAAAGAGAGGGCGCUGGAAGAGACUAAGAACUACACCACCCAGUCUCUGGCCAGCGUAGCCUACCUGAUCAACACACUGGCCAACAAUGUCCUGCAGAUGCUGGACAUCCAGGCCUCGCAGCUCCGGCGCAUGGAGUCCUCCAUCAACCACAUCUCACAGACGGUGGACAUCCACAAAGAGAAAGUAGCACGGCGGGAGAUCGGCAUCCUCACUACCAACAAGAACACAUCCCGCACACACAAGAUCAUCGCCCCAGCCAAUCCUGAGAGGCCUGUGCGCUACAUCCGCAAGCCCGUCGACUACAGCCUGUUAGACGACAUGGGUCAUGGAGUCAAGGCCAGCGCCCAGAACAUGAAGGCCGGAGGAGGCGGACUCCCUCGCACCAACCCCCCCACACAGAAGCCCCCCAGCCCGCCCAUGUCAGGCAAAGGGACCCUUGGGCGCCACUCCCCCUAUAGGACGCUCGAGCCGGUGCGUCCGCCCGUUGUCCCUAACGACUACGUCUCAAGCCCGACGCGCAACAUGGCGCAGCCCCAGCAGAGCCCUGCACGCACUGCAUCCGUUAAUCAGAGGAACCGCACGUACAGCAGUGGGAGCAGCGGAGGCAGCCACCCCAGCAGCAGUCGCAGCAGCAGCCGGGAGAACAGCGGCAGUGGCAGCGUGGGCAUUCCCAUCGCUGUGCCGACCCCGGCCCCGCCCAACGCCUUCCCAGGUGCGCCGCAGUUCUACAGCAUGAACCGCCCGGCGCAGCCGCAGCAGCAGCAGAACUCGCAGGUGGGCGGCUCCCUGCCGUACCGCCGGCCCUCGUCUGUCACCGGUCAGCCCAACAUGGCCCAGAGCCAGCUCAACGGGGGACCACACUUCGCCCAGAACCAAGCCGGCCCGCUCGCGCCCCCUCCCCCCUCCAUGCAGAUCACCCCUCAACUGCCUCUGAUGGGCUUUGUGGCCCGAGUUCAGGAGACUAUCUCAGACGUGCCGCCCCCACCUCCGCCUUCCGACGAGCCGGUGUUUGAUGAGCCCACGCCUCCGCCACCUCUAACGGAUGACUACGAGGAUGAAGAGGACGAAGAGGAGUCGGCGGUGGUGGAGUACAGCGACCCGUACGCCGAGGAGGACCCGCCCUGGGCCCCACGCAGCUACAUGGAGAAAGUGGUGGCCAUCUACGACUACAGCUGCGACAAAGAGGACGAGCUUUCGUUCCAGGAGGGCGCCAUCAUCUACGUGAUCAAGAAGAACGACGACGGCUGGUACGAGGGCGUGAUGAACAGCACCACGGGCCUCUUCCCCGGCAACUACGUCGAGUCCAUCAUGCACUACGCCGACUGAACUAUCCCCCCUCUGAGAGGAAGAGGAGCGGGAGGGGCUCUUGAUGAGGAAGGGAAGGGGUUUAAGGUCAAAGACUGUGAUCAGGUAGAGUAUGAUCACCUCCGUGCGCGGAGAGAAGAGAGAAGCAGGUGGGAAGAGGAAGCAGUUUUUAAAGAAGUUGCCACAUGACAAACUGAAGCCCUGUCAUUCUCUCGACAUAGUCGCCAUUGUAAAACAACCACUACUCUAGAUAUAUCCUUCCCUGACAUAUUUCUUUCUUUGUUUCUUUAUUUGACUGAGGACUGGAACGGUGAUGGAUUUGUUGUACUUUGAGAGUUUUGUGUUACAUUGUGAGGCCACUACAUUGAAUUUCAGCUUCAUCUAUUUCUUUGUUUUGUUUAACCAAAUUGCCCUUAUUUUUAAGAAUAUUUAUUGGAUUUUGUAGUGGGAUAAAUGGUGAGCAGGUAGAUGGGGCUGCUGAGAGGGAUUUCUAUGUUGCAGCCUCAGAGGAAGGGCUGGAGAAGAAUGUGUCUGCCCGUGUAGAUUCUCUCCUUAACACUCCAGAGACAUUUAAGAGAAAAACACACCUCUCGCUAUAUAUAUAUAAAGUAUGAUGCAACAACAAUAUCCUCGAAGGGGACAAGGUAGUAAUUUCUGUACUUGACAAAACUUUUUCGUUAGGUACCUCAGCAGGGAGUGUGCCAAAGCUGACAUUUACUAAGAUAAGCACAUCAAAUGUCUUACGGUGACACACUAAGCAAGAUGAAGGUGGGUCUGUGAAGACAUCUGAAGGCCAACGGAAAACCCCAGAGAGUGCUUUAAAUCCACAUUCACCUUUAUUUUCAAAGUUUAUUUAAUUAUCCAAAAAUGUUUUGCGCCAUUGCAAGUCCGAGGUUGAACUCAAGGGGGCGAGUUGACUCACUACAUUCUUCACUUUUGCUGGCCAGCCUGCGUUUUUUUGGGGUCCACCCCACAAGUGAGAGGAGAGCAAGAGCUCGUCAGCUGCACAAUGACCUGGAUUAUGAAGUCUUACUCCGCAGCUCCUGUCGUGAACAGUAGGAACGUUUUAGCUCGGCCGGCGCACUAAUCGUUUGCAGUGAUCGUACGCACUCGACACGAAGGUUUGAUUUUAUUUUUUAUGUUGUCAAGAGUUUUACCAAGGGGGUCCAGAAUCAAGUUUAGCUGGCAGAGCGGCAGACUGCAUGUUUCAACAAGGGGGAAGAAAAAAAAAACCUUUUCUCUUCUGCUCUUCUGAAGAUUAAUGUCUUAAUACUUUUAGAUAUGGUGUGGUUUGGUUUUUUGAUAUUCACCUACAACGACGACGCAUUUAGGUCAUAUCUAAGAUGCUUGUGCCAUAUUGAAGUGUGUGUUGCUGUUCCGAGGUUCUCACUUCAUUUGCAAUAAAUUGGCCGGAGUGGGGUUGGAUUUGUCGUUGAGACACAAAACUU
Messenger RNA from Limanda limanda (common dab), 2897 nucleotides. It is a transcript of the gene abi2b, whose product is annotated as abl-interactor 2b. Gene Ontology annotation, molecular function: SH3 domain binding. The transcript has 10 exons. NCBI's taxonomy places the organism in Eukaryota, Metazoa, Chordata, Actinopteri, Pleuronectiformes, Pleuronectidae. The record is from RefSeq and is a predicted model, not a curated record. Gene Ontology annotation, cellular component: lamellipodium. Bases 19 to 1470 code for a protein of 483 amino acids.